CGAAGGGAUCUCGAGAUUUGACCCUCUCUCUCUCUCUCUCACAAGUAAACAGAGAAUCGCCAUGGCGAAGCUCGCUGCCCUAGCAAUCCUCCUCCUCUUCUCAAUCGCCGAGAUCUCUCUCUCCUCCGCCAAGAAACCGUCGGCCGCCGCCGCUCGAAGAGAAGACAUCCCCUUUAUACGAUGCCAGGUCUGCCACAAGAUCGCGGAGCAGAUUUACAAUCAAGUUGAGAAGAAGCAAGCUCAGAUAUCACCUAAAAAGGUUUCGGAGUACCAGAUUAUUGAGAUUGCGGAGAAUGUUUGUAAUUUGAAGAAGGAAGAGGCGGAUUGGAUUCUGCAGAUUGAUAUUGUUGAGAAAGGGGACAAGUUGGAGCUUGUUGAACAAGGUACUGAAGGGCUAUGCAACUCAGAGUGUAAGACUAUCGAGCGCGCGUGUCAAGAGAUCAUUGGAUACUCGGAUACAGAUGUUGCUGAAUUUGUAUAUAAACACCGUCCUUCUGUUGAUAAAUUGGCGAAUGUCCUGUGUAAAGACCUUUCUGAUGCAUGCUCCAAAAGCCCACCACCUGUUCCUAAGGAUAGGAUUCCAGGAGAAGCUUUUGUUGCAAAGCCAGCUAAAGAUGCAGAAAUGGAAAAGAUUAUGAGAUCCAUGGAGGGUAUGCCUGGUGCACCAAGCAUGAAGAUGUACUCGAGAGAUGACAUAAUGAAUAACAGGUUCGGUGAUGAGGAUGGUGAUGAUGAAGAUGAUGAUGAUGAAGACAAAUUCCCUGGAAAACUGGGGAACAUCUUGAGAGAGAAGGAAUCUUCUAAGAAAGAUAAAGAUUUAAAACAGAAGAUACUACAAGGUGUAAAAGAUGCUGGAAAGGUUGUGAAAGGGCACGUAAACAAGGUUUCGAAACAGCUUGGAAGUUGGUGGAGAGGGAAGAAGACGAGCACCAAAACAUCAAAGAAAGGGAAAUCUGAACUCUAGGGCCAGAAUUUUGAUACUACGUUUAUCAGAUGUCUCGGUUUUUUGUAUAUGGGAUACGGCAUUGUAAUCUAUUCGAAACUCCCAGAAUGUAGAAUGGUGUAAUACAAUCAAUUCUUCGUAAGUACUGAGAUGAUCGUUAGCUA
Asparagus officinalis (garden asparagus) is the source of this 1107-nucleotide messenger RNA. RefSeq lists its product as uncharacterized. The transcript is spliced from 7 exons. NCBI's taxonomy places the organism in Eukaryota, Viridiplantae, Streptophyta, Magnoliopsida, Asparagales, Asparagaceae. Bases 62 to 964 code for a protein of 300 amino acids. The record is from RefSeq and is a predicted model, not a curated record.